This is a messenger RNA of Anopheles nili, 2353 nucleotides long. RefSeq names its product putative RNA-binding protein Luc7-like 1. Bases 306 to 1373 code for a protein of 355 amino acids. The transcript is spliced from 7 exons. Gene Ontology annotation, biological process: mRNA splice site recognition. Gene Ontology annotation, cellular component: U2-type prespliceosome; U1 snRNP. The record is from RefSeq and is a predicted model, not a curated record. Gene Ontology annotation, molecular function: mRNA binding. NCBI's taxonomy places the organism in Eukaryota, Metazoa, Arthropoda, Insecta, Diptera, Culicidae.
CAAAACCCAUAUAAAAUGAUAAGGGAAAGCGAAGGUGCGUGUGAUUGUCAACACUUGUACGUACAAAGCAAUUCCACCUACCGGCAGAUCUCGGUUACUUAAGGCUGUACGGGUUGCGUUGUUCUGUCGGUAGUGGAUUAAUUCGCAAAACAAGAGACAAAAAAGUAAUCAUGCGAUCAUUAAUGUUAAAUACAAAAAAAAUGAGAGAAAGAGAAAAAAAAGUCUAGUUUGGACAAAAAAGAGCACGUCCACCGUACAAAGUACUUGCUAGCGCACGAUUAAGACGCACUGGUCGAAGAGGGGAGAUGAUAACUGAAGCAGAGUCUAAAACCUUUCGCCCGAUCGUUACUGCUCUCCAAGGUGCCAUCAAAUUAGUUCCCAAAAUACCUACUUGCCUAGAGACUCGUGCAGGAACCGCCGAGGGGGUUGUCCCUCUCUUCGAUGCGGGUUUUAAACAGUGCUGCUGCUUCCUGGCGUACCGUAUGGAUCUUGGCGAAUGUCCAAAGGUGCACGAUCUGGCAUUGCGAGCAGAUUACGAGAAUGCGUCGAAGAACAAAGAUUACUACUAUGAUGUUGAUGCCAUGGAACAUCUACAAGCUUUUAUUGCCGAUUGCGAUCGUCGUACCGAGGCGGCGAAGAAGCGGUUGGCGGAAACGCAAGAAGAAUUGACUGCCGAAGUGGCCGCUAAAGCAAACGCAGUCCACGAGCUGGCGGAGGAAAUUGGUAAGAAACUUGCGAAAGCAGAAGCUCUAGGUGAGGCGGGACAGGUGGAGGAAAGCAUGAAGUUAAUGUCGGAGAUCGAUGAGCUACGCUCGGAUAAAACGCGUGCAGAGCAGGAGUAUCGCAGUUCAAUUCCGGCAAGCACCUACCAACAGCAGAAGCUACGCGUGUGCGAAGUUUGCUCUGCGUACUUGGGAAUUCACGAUAAUGAUAUACGGCUGGCGGAUCAUUUUGGCGGUAAGCUGCAUCUCGGAUUUCUAGCUAUUCGUGACAAGUUGGCGGAACUGGAGAAAACCGCUGGUCCUCGGCAGAAGGAGCUGCGCAAAACGGGACGCGAUCGCGAUCACGAAGAUCGUAGUCGGUCGCGUUAUGUCGGUGGAAGAGAACUCGAUCGACGUUCUCGUGCUUUGGCUCGCAGUCGUGAGCGCAAGGAUACGCCUCGUGAGAUGAAACCGAACGAAGAUCGUAAAGACAGGACUGAGACCCGCGAUCGUGACCGAGAUCAACGCGAUCGAGGCGACCGAAGAAGAUCUUCCGAUCGCAACAAUAGGCGUUCUAGAAGCCGUGAUCGUAGUCGUGAGCGAGAUCGCCACAAUGAUCGUCAUAAUGAUCGCCGUCGACGGUCGCGAUCCCGCGAGAGAUCUAGACGGUAAGCAUCUAUAAUUCUGUAGACAUCAUUCAAGCAGGUAUUCGGAUGCGUAGACACGACUAACGCGCUUACUAAGGAAGCCGAUCAAUAAACGACUAUAAUUCAGUCAACUAUCAUCGAGGAUUUUUGGAAACGGCGGUUGGUACGUCGCUUAAGUGUAAUCAUAGUUUUAUAUUAUUUCUUUUUCCCAAACUAAACCUCUCGUUUUGUUUCGUCAAUUCUAACGCCACAACAACAAAAAAACAAAAUGAACAUUUUUAGUUAGUUUCAUUUAAAGAAAUUUGAAAAUGUUAAUAUUGUGCAAAAUGUAGCUCCCAUCCUUAGUUAGUGUCAAACGGUGAAAUUUAUUUUAAACUUAUGACUGCAAAAAUAGUGCAAAACAUAGUGAUGAGUGUGUCACGUGUGCUAACACGUGGUCGUCGAUUCAAACAAAAACGAGCAACGGCUGAUUUGGUGAUUCCUCCGAGUAUGUAUUGAAACCGUGUAAAACAAAACAGUAGAAUCGUAUAUGUUGUAUCUAGUUGAGGAUAAGAAAGACAAAUGAAACAGGAUCAGAUAUCUUUAGCUUGUAGGCUCAGAUUAAGAUAUCAGGAAAGAAAACGAAGUAUGCAGUUUAGCAUGUACGGAUGAAAGAAUAGCAAAUUGAAAUUAUGCUGUUCUCUUGUAUGACCUUUAGAUUAUCUGAUCAGAUGGUCCUUUUAUUCCAUAGAGAAAGAUGAUCCGUUUCAUCAUCGUUCGUUUCAGAACAUCGAACUGUUGGUAACAUACUUGAAAAGGACCUGUCUGCCUUUCAAGCAGUUGAUAAUUUGUAAGAAAUUUUGUAUAGUAUACAGCAGAUGUAGAAUCAGGCUGGUUCAGAUCACUUAAUUUUCGAUUCAUCGCGUGUAAAUUGAAUAAUUAGUUAAGCAUUUAAAGUAUCUUGAUACAAAUUUCACGUCAGUUCCCAUACAGAUUUUGUUGGUGUAUAGAUGCAAUAAAAUUGAU